Molecule: messenger RNA, 912 nt
Organism: Fusarium sp. VM40
Lineage: Eukaryota; Fungi; Ascomycota; Sordariomycetes; Hypocreales; Nectriaceae
Source: the annotation of a GenBank genome assembly
AUGGCAAUUGCGGUUGGUUCCCCUCUCAUCCAGUCGCUUUACACUAUUCUCCUCAUCUGGGGAAGCAUGAACCAGAUAUCCCCGCCCCUUGCUUCCACUCUGGUACUUUUCCUCCCUGAGGCGGCCGAUUAUAUCGCUCCGGACGGCAAAGCAUCGCUGGAACUCGCAGAGCCCCAGGCAACGUCCACUUUCGUGAAGGGUCUUCGAGACGCAGCUCGUGAACACGGCGUUGCUAUUCACGUAGGUAUUCAUCAUCGCGAUGAAGCCGACGUGGGAAAGGAGCAGUCCAAGAGGAUUCGCAACCGGACUGUGUACAUCACGGCUGAUGGUGAUAUUGACGAUGAGACAACUUACAAUAAGCUCCAUGCGUUUGAUCACGGGAAACUCAGGGAGAGCGAAACGGUUCAACCUGGUGCCAGCCUGAUAGCGCCGUACGAUUCACCCAUAGGCCGCAUUGGAAGCCUCAUAUGCUUCGAUCUUCGCUUCCCCGAGGUAGCCCUCGCGCUCGCACAGCCAGGACCUCACAGCGCGUGGAAGAACCGCCCGGCGCAGAUACUGACGUACCCCAGCGCCUUCACGCUCAAGACAGGCCCCCCGCAUUGGGAGACACUCCUCCGGGCUCGGGCGAUCGAGACACAGAGCUACGUCAUUGCAUCAGCGCAGGUUGGAAGACAUAACGAGAAGAGGGCCAGUUGGGGCCAGAGCAUCGUCGCUGAUCCGUGGGGAGAAGUCGUGCUCAAGCUCAAGGGCGUGAAGGAAGGGGAGGAGCCCGAGGGAACGGCGGAGGAUGGCGCGGAGGGGGAGAUUGGGUUUGUAGAGAUUGACCUUGAGAAGUUGGAGAGAGUCCGAGAGGAGAUGCCUCUUCACAGGAGAACGGACGUUUAUCCCGAGCUGACUUCUAACAAGGUGUAG